GAUAUAUUGUUCAAUGAAAUAAUCUCUUUCAUUAUCUGUUAUUAUUUUUCUUCAAUAUUUUUGUAACAAUUAUAGUAAAUUUUUAACACUAAUUUGUCCGUGAAUUGCACAUGUAUUAUGAGGAGUUCACUGAUUUGCCAAAGACAGUGACUUACUAAGUGAUAUGUUUGAAGUGAAAAAGUAAAAACGACAAGAUAUGAGUAAAGUAAAAGAAAGGGAAAGAGAUCGUGAGAGGGACUAUGAUAGAGAACGGGAAAAGGAUAAGGAAAAGAAUAGAGAAAGGAGUAAAAAUAGAGGACGAGAAAGACAUAGAGAAAAAAGUCGACAUGGAUAUCAUGAUGAACCUGCUAGUAAAAAGUCAGAAAAAGACAACAAUAACAAAAAAUCAAAACAUAGAGACCGUUUAGUGUCACCUUCAUCAAAAAAACGUAAAUCACGACGAAGGUUGUCAUCAGCUUCCUCUACAUCGUCGUCAUCGUCGUCGUCAUCGAGUUCUAGUGAUGGAUCAGUAAAAUUACAAAAGAAACUGAAGAAUCAAAGAUUGAAAAUGGUUGAAGAGAGGAGAAAACAAAAGGAGUUAUUGAAAGCGAAAGAAACCCCAGAAGAAAAGAGAUUAAGAAGAUUGCAGAAGAAAGAAGCCAAGGAACGAAAAAGAAAAGAAAGAAUGGGUUGGGACAAUGACUAUUUACAUUAUACAAAUACUGAUAAUCCAUUUGGUGAUGCAAAUUUGCUACAACCUUUUGUUUGGGGAAAAAAAUUAGAAAAGGAAGGAUUAACAGAAGUAAGUCGGGAACAACUAGAGUUGCGGAACAGAUACAAGCAAGAAGAAAAUAAAAGAGAAUUAGAAAAAGUAAAAAAACGAAGACAAGAACGAGAGUUACUGAGACAACAAAGAGAGGAAGAGGCUGCUUUACAGCAAAGGGGAAAAGAAGCUGCACAAUUAGAACUGUGGCAUCGACAAGAAGAUCAAUUUCAUUUAGAGCAAGCAAGAUUACGAUCUCGUAUAAGAAUUCAAGAUGGAAGAGCAAAGCCUAUUGAUCUACUGGCAAAAUACAUUGGAGCCGAAGAUGAAGUUGACGCAGUAGAAAUGCAUGAACCUUACACAUAUCUUCGAGGAUUACAUAUAAAAGACUUAGAAGACUUAAUAGAAGAUAUAAAAGUUUAUAAAGAACUUGAGCGAGGUAAAAACCUAGAUUAUUGGAAUGAUAUCACAAUUAUAGUUGAGGAUGAGUUGCAAAAACUGAAAAAAUUACAACAGCAAUCAGAAUAUCAAAUGGCUUUGAAUAGACGAGAAGGCAUACAUGAGUCGGUUGCGCAAGAUGUAACAGCAAUUUUCAAAGGCAAAACAGCAGCACAAUUAGAAGCCUUACAAACAAGAAUUGAAAAUAAAAUUAGUGGUAAAGCUGAAGGUGUUGAUAUUGGAUACUGGGAAAGUUUACUAUCUCAAUUGAAAGCUCACAUGGCCCGAGCACGACUAAGAGAUCGCCAUCAAGAAAAUUUAAAGCAAAAAUUAAAUAUUUUGAUGGCCGAACAGGGAGUAGCAAGAAACGAUAGCGAGCCUAUGGAAGCACAAAGAACUGAUUUAGAACCAAGUAGUAUAGAAACGGAUCAAGAACCGUCUACUAGCGAGGCACCUGCGAAUGACGAAGAAACCCAUUCAGAGUAUGAAGAAAUCGAAGAAUCUGGCUCUUAUUCACCGCCAUAUAUUCAGCAAUCAGACCUCGAACCUGGUACAAUAGUAACUUUGGAGGAAGAUGAUGCUCAACGUUUAGAAUUUGCGAGAAAUCAAGUUCUUAGAACUGGCAACAAAGUACAAAGUGUUCUGACUGCAGAAGAACAUGCUAUGCGUAGAGAAGUUAGUAAGAAUAUGGGAUCCGACGAAGCUGAGUUUAGUGUUGAGUCGUCUUUAGAGGCGCAGGUAUAUCUAUGGUCAGAUAAAUAUCGACCAAGAAAACCUCGUUAUUUCAAUAGAGUACAUACAGGUUUCGAGUGGAAUAAAUAUAAUCAAACUCACUACGACAUGGAUAAUCCGCCGCCUAAAAUUGUUCAAGGCUACAAGUUUAAUAUUUUUUAUCCAGAUCUGAUCGAUAAAAACGUCACGCCGGAGUAUUUUUUGGAGGAGGAGGAGGAGGAGGAAGCGAGGCCUGGGACGGCCAGUCUCGAGGCACCGCUCGUCCUCGACCCUCGGCUCAUCGACAAGCUCGAUAUGUCGCUCCUCAGUAAAGAGUCGCUGACCGAUUCGCUCACGCGCAUAAGCCUGAGCUUAGCCAGGAAUCCGCUGCUGGACAACUCUACGCUCAGAAGUCUCGAGAAUUGCACCAAGGGCAACAGCAACAACAACAACAACAACCGCAACAUCAACAAUAACAACAACAACGGAGUGCAGCUGGUGAGGCCGAGAGCGCAAUUGGCGGGCGCCGUCAAUCGCAAGUCCAGCUCGGACUCGUCGGCGACCAACUCCGAAUCGGACUGUAGGACGGCGAGCAGCACCGCCAGAAAGCUCGACGACGACAAUAACAACGGAAACAGGGAAAGGCAGAGGAGCAGCGGCAGCCCCCUGACGCAGUUAUCGCCAGUGCGAUGUCGAAGCUCGCGCAACACGGUCAGCUCGAGCGACGUGGCGUUGUUCACCGCCGGCCACGCGUCCACGUCGAGGGCCAGGAGGUCGGCGCUGCCGACGGAACCGUGCCGGGCGUGCGGUCGGGCCGCUCAGCCCGAGCGCUUUCACAGUCACCCGAAGAGUCCGCCCGACUCGCCGGGCGGCCGAUCCCCCGGCUCGAGCAUCAGAGCGCCCAGCCGGGUGGAAGUACUCGAGCGACAGCUGGCCGCUACCGUUCUCGAUCGGCAGCCAGCCUCGCCUUCGUCCGAUCAGCAGCCCAGCGCGACGUCGACGUCCGGAGAUGAGAAAACAUCGAGCGAGCAAGAGGCAGGUUUGGCGAGACAAGAGAGGAAAGUGAACUCGGUCGCGAAUCCGAAUAAGCCGAACGAGGACAAAUCAGCCACGUCGACGGGUAAACGACGACCUCGGACUGUCACUUGUUACAUCUGCGGACGAGAGUUCGGCACCGCCAGCUUUCCCAUUCACGAGCCCAAGUGCUUGCAGAAAUGGCAUCGGGAAAAUAAAGCGUUACCGAGCUCGCAGCGUCGCAACGUCCCGCAACGACCAAACGUUCCCAUUGAUCACGAGGAUUGGAACACUACAGCUUGGGAAUACAGCCAGGCGCUCCUGAUUCCGUGCUCAAAGUGCAAAAGAACUUUUCUGCCCGAUCGAUUAGCUAUUCACGAAAGAAAUUGCCGAGUCCCAACUAAGGGUGGCAUAAACAACAGUAACUACAACAGAGCGCAGGCUCUGAGUAGGAGCGAGCUGCAGAGAAUGGACAUAUCGAACUUGCUACGAAGAAGUAACGAGGCCGCGGACGAUCCGAGCUCAGCCGGGCAGAUGUCGGCGCGAAAAAAGCCAAGUCGCAUCGCGGUGAGAGCGGAGCCAGCACGGAAAAUCGUCUGAUGUCGCAUUAUACGCUGGAUCGCUCGCACGCUGCAUCAGGCAAAUUAUCAAUUAAGAUCGCCCUCUUUAGAUAGCCAUAGCCUUCGUCUCUAGCUUAUUUCUUCAACGGUCCUCGUCAACUCGAUUUUACCGAUACAAAUGGACGCAGCCGAACCCGAUAUCUGUAAAUAUUGUCGUUUUUAUAUGACUUUGCAAUUACAUUAAUAAAUUCGCAUCUUGU
Molecule: messenger RNA, 3725 nt
Organism: Phymastichus coffea
Lineage: Eukaryota; Metazoa; Arthropoda; Insecta; Hymenoptera; Eulophidae
Gene: cactin
Product: splicing factor Cactin
Exons: 13
Coding region: 197-3505 (1102 amino acids)
Biological process (GO): mRNA cis splicing, via spliceosome
Cellular component (GO): spliceosomal complex; cytoplasm
Molecular function (GO): protein binding
Source: RefSeq, a predicted model, not a curated record